AUGCAGGCCUUCCUGUUGUUUGGCUGUUUCGUGCUCGCCGUGACAGAGUACGUCCUCAGCUCGGCUCACAUGGUCCCUGACGAGGGGCUCUCGAGCAACAGGGUCUUUGUUUCUGGUGCUCUGUCUCAAAACCUUGAGAUGGGAACACCUCCUGUAGUUAUUGUAGAGUUGCCUAAAGCAGAAAAGAAGAACAAGAAACCGAAGAAACAGAAAAAGAACAAAUUUGGUGUGAAGAAGCGCCCUCCUCCUCCCGCUAACUGCAUUCCCGUGGGGGGAAGCUGUAAAUCUCCAGGCAACGUGUGCUGUGAUUUCUGCGCCUUCUGCAAGUGUCGGCUCUUCAGAACUGUGUGUUACUGCCGAAUGGGCAACCCUCGCUGCUGAACAUCCCACUGCAGCCCGUCACAGCUCUGAGCUAUCAGACCAAUU
Messenger RNA from Acanthopagrus latus (yellowfin seabream), 426 nucleotides. It is a transcript of the gene asip1, whose product is annotated as agouti signaling protein 1. Gene Ontology annotation, biological process: hormone-mediated signaling pathway; positive regulation of melanin biosynthetic process; melanosome organization. Gene Ontology annotation, cellular component: extracellular region. The record is from RefSeq and is a predicted model, not a curated record. The transcript has 3 exons. Bases 1 to 381 code for a protein of 126 amino acids. Gene Ontology annotation, molecular function: neuropeptide hormone activity; melanocortin receptor binding. Lineage: Eukaryota; Metazoa; Chordata; Actinopteri; Spariformes; Sparidae.